Fulmarus glacialis (Northern fulmar) is the source of this 868-nucleotide messenger RNA. It is a transcript of the gene RAD1, whose product is annotated as RAD1 checkpoint DNA exonuclease. Gene Ontology annotation, cellular component: checkpoint clamp complex; nucleus. The transcript has 5 exons. NCBI's taxonomy places the organism in Eukaryota, Metazoa, Chordata, Aves, Procellariiformes, Procellariidae. The record is from RefSeq and is a predicted model, not a curated record. Gene Ontology annotation, molecular function: 3'-5' exonuclease activity. The coding region runs from base 268 to 789 and encodes 173 amino acids. Gene Ontology annotation, biological process: DNA repair; DNA damage checkpoint signaling.
CUGGACAACGCCCGCCACCUCUCCAGCCUCCUCAGGGCCGUCCACUUCCAGGACCACGCCACCUGCUUCGCCACGGCCAACGGCAUCAGGGUGACGGUGGAGGACGCCAAAUGCAUCCAGGCCAACGCCUUCAUCCAGGCAGAAAUUUUUCAGGAAUUUGCUGUCCAGGAGGAAUCGGUGACGUUCCGGAUCAAUUUGUCUGUUCUUCUUGACUGCUUGACCAUUUUUGGUACCAGUUCUUUGCUAGGAACAUCAACGGCCCUUAGGAUGUGUUACCGUGGUUAUGGUUAUCCCUUGAUGCUGUUCUUGGAAGAAGGAGGAGUAGUGACAGUGUGCAAAAUUAACACUCAAGAACCUGAUGAGUUGUUAGACUUUGAUUUCUGCAGUACAAAGGUGGUGAAUAAAAUUAUCCUGCAGUCGGAGGGGCUACGAGAAGCGUUUGCCGAACUGGAUAUGACCAGUGAAGUUCUGCAGAUUACCAUGUCUCCAGAAAAACCCUACUUCAGGUUAUCCACUUUUGGAAAUGCAGGAAGUGCACAUCUGGACUACCCUAGGGACUCUGAUUUGAUGGAAGCAUUCCACUGUAGCCAGACCCAGACAAACAGGUACAAGAUUUCUUUGCUUAAACCAUCUACAAAGGCACUGGCUUUAUCUUGUAAAGUGUCCAUUCGAACAGAUGCUCAAGGAUUUCUUUCACUGCAGUACAUGAUAAGGAAUGAAGAUGGACAGAUAUGUUUCGUGGAAUACUAUUGUUGCCCUGAUGAGGAUAUUACUGAAGCAGAACUGUAGGUGUAUGUUUCGGCGUCUGUAUUUUUUUUCUGGAUACAUAAAAUACUAUAUUUUUUUAUAAAACUGGAUGAAAGCUGUA